ACCACCACCAGCCUGAACCGCUGAUACAAGGCAGGAUGGAUCCAUGCUUUCAUGUUGUUGAGGCCAAAUUGUGAGCCGAGCAUCCGAAUGUGGCAGCAGAAAUGGAGACUCAUCAGACCAGGCAACGUUUCUCCAAUCUUCUAUUGUCCAGUUUUGACAGAGAAACUCCUGCUGAAGCGACUGAGCUCCACUAUUAUAAAGAUGGCCUUUAUUAAAGAGGAGAGUGAAGACCUGAAGAUUGAGGAAGUGUUCACAUUGAAGAAAGAAGAUCCUGAGGAGCAAACAGAGCUGAAGCCACCAAAAGUGGAGGAUGAAGAAGAGGAUGAGUUUGAUCUCAUGACUAUAGUCGAGUCUAUACGGGCUGAAAGGACUGCUUCAUCAGCAAAUGCUGAAAGAGAAGAAACCACAAGCAUCUUCACCUGUCAGGAGUGUGGAAUGAGCUUCAGUGAAAAAACAGACUUCAAGGUUCACAUUGUAGAUCAUGCCAAAGUAAGGCCCUACACGUGCUCUCAGUGUGGAAAGGGGUUCAUUCAGAGUCAAAGCCUUGCCACGCACAAGAAGUUUCACUCCGGAGAGAUAUCCUUGACCUGCAAAGUGUGUGGAAAGAGCUUCACGUCAAUAUACAAUCUGAAGUGUCACCUGAGAACUCACACCAGAGAAAGGCCGUAUAAGUGCUCUCACUGUGGAAAGGGUUUCAUGAGCAGUGGAGCCCGUUGUGCCCACGUCAGAAUUCACACCGGAGAAAGGCCCUUCAAAUGCUCGCUGUGUGGGAGGUCUUUCACUCAGAGAUCAGCCCUUGUCACGCACAAGACAGUUCACACUGGAGAGAAACCCUUCACCUGCAAACUGUGUGGAAAGAGCUUCACAGCAAAACGCUAUCUUCAGCGCCACGUAAAGCUUCACGCUAGAGUGCAGCCCUUUAAAUGUGGUCAGUGCGGAAAGGGUUUCCUAAACAAAUCAAGUUACCAGCAUCACACGAAGCUUCACAUGGAGGAGAGAUUGUUCUCCUGUGGUCAAUCUGAAGAGUUCCUCAUAUGAGAGACAGCUUCAGGAGCAGGACAACUCUUAGAAACACUCUGGAGAUAGAGUUAAACUGAGGGCUGUACAUCUUCAUCUCAGAUGUUUCACAUGCUGAAUGUUUUCUGUGAAGCUCAAUGUGGAAAGAGCGUCAGGAACAGGACAAAAUGAAUGUAGAUAGUCAGAAUGAAGAUACGGUGGAAAACUUGAGGAAGCUCUGCUUUUUCCACGUUUUUAUGUUCCAGCCUUAUUCCAAAUUGGAUAAAUUGAUUGGUUUCCUCAACAUUCUACACACAAUCCUCCAUAAUGACAAUGUGAAGAAAGAGUUUCUGAAAUUGUUGCAGAUUUAUUACAAAUAAAAGAGCUAAUAAAUCAGAUGUACAUCAGUAUUGACAGCCUUUAAACUGAGCUCAGGUCCAUUCUGUUUCCACUGAUCAUUCU
Messenger RNA from Danio aesculapii, 1458 nucleotides. Its product is annotated as gastrula zinc finger protein XlCGF7.1-like. Gene Ontology annotation, biological process: regulation of DNA-templated transcription. The transcript is spliced from 3 exons. NCBI's taxonomy places the organism in Eukaryota, Metazoa, Chordata, Actinopteri, Cypriniformes, Danionidae. Bases 52 to 1038 code for a protein of 328 amino acids. The record is from RefSeq and is a predicted model, not a curated record. Gene Ontology annotation, molecular function: RNA polymerase II cis-regulatory region sequence-specific DNA binding; DNA-binding transcription factor activity, RNA polymerase II-specific.